Molecule: messenger RNA, 1236 nt
Organism: Paramecium sonneborni
Lineage: Eukaryota; Ciliophora; Oligohymenophorea; Peniculida; Parameciidae
Source: the annotation of a GenBank genome assembly
AUGAUAAUAUUGAGUGCAAUAUUCUUUUACGUGCUAUCAGGAUAGACAUACUUGAGUAAUGAUUAUUUGAUGCGUAUUACUGUAAUAACUUAGCAUGUCUGGAGUCAUUAUCUACGAAAUGGCAUCUUAGUGAAACAGGAACAGGCAUUUUGAUGGCUUUAGGAAUGUCGAUACCUGAAUUGACAACUAAUAUUUUAUCUUGUUUUUCAUCAUCUAGAAUUGGUUAUGGAUUUGGAGCUAUAGUUGGAAGUGGUGUUUUUGGUAUUAAGUUUAUUUUUAUCAAAAGACUUUACUGUUUGUUUUGGAUUGAUGUCUCUCUUUUCUAAUUAUUAUCAUAAAAAGGCUUUGAGAAUGAAUUUAAAAGCUUUAAUGAGAGAUAUUUAUGUUUAUUUGCUUACUCUACUAUUUUUAACUUUCGUAUUUUGGGAUUAUGAAGUAUAUAAUCAUAUCAAUUAAAAUAGAUAUCUCUUACUGAAGCAUUAAUUCUUACAUUAUUCUAUCCAUCUUAUUUAUUAUAUUCUAUAGUUUAAAUGGAUUAAAAAGAUGACUUUUAACUUUCUCACUAGAAACAUCACUUUCCUACUUUAUUGUAAUUCCUUGAUUUUCAUCCUGAAUAAGUAGAAGAUUUAGAUGUGGAUGGAUAAGAAAUUGGAGAUGAGAAAUCUGAUGAAACAGAAUAAGAAAAUUAAUAACCAUCCAAAAUAUUAUUACCUUUUACAUUACUUUUUAAAUUUACAAUUCCAAAACAUCCAGAAUUUGCCUUUAUUAUUAUUUCUUUUUAUUGUUUUCUUACUGUAAAUGUAACAAUGACUGUUGUUGAUGAAUUUGUGGAAUAGUUUGCAGUAAGUCCUGCAUUUGUUGGCUUAACUAUUGCUAGUUGGGGAGGAAAUAUUCAAGGUCAUUUAAUUAUUAUUAUUAAUCAUAGAUAUAUUAAAUGCUUCACUUGCUGCUAAAAACAAAAAAACUGAGUUAGCUACUUCAAGUAUUAUUGGCAGUUAAAUCAUGAAUUUAUAAAUAUGCUUAGGAUUUCCUUGGGUUCUUACAAUGUUAAUUUGGUAAAGAAAUAUUACAUUUUAUGAUGAAACUAUAUCACAAUCUAUGUUGGCCAUCAUGACAGUUGUUUUAGUUUCUUUCUUUUUAAUGUUAUAACAAAAAUUAAGAUUAACUUAUAAAUUAGGAGCAAUGUUAUUAAGCAUAUAUAUUCUGUAUUUUAUUUAUGAAUUACUAUAAUAAUGA